Messenger RNA from Darwinula stevensoni, 1133 nucleotides. The record is from the annotation of a GenBank genome assembly. NCBI's taxonomy places the organism in Eukaryota, Metazoa, Arthropoda, Ostracoda, Podocopida, Darwinulidae.
AUGCGUUCCCCCGCAUCUCCCCGGGAGCCGAGCCGUGUGAUUCCCCCCGACAAGUGCCUUCAUCACGAAUACGGCGAAAACGGAUGCAGCGCAGCGCACUCAGCCACCCGCUCUUCCCCGCCACGACAGCGGAAACCUCGAAGAGAACCUGGAAGUGGGAACGUCGCCUCAUACGUGUCCCAGCCUCCAGUUGUGAUGCAUCGACUUCUGCUCCUCGUCCUCCAGCUCCUCUGGCCAGGCUGCCUGGCCGGCAACAGUCUGACCGCUACAGGGGCCAACUGCCUCGUUGUCCCCCCGUCCGUGAAACUGUCCGGCGGAGCUCAGUGCGGUUCGAACACUCAAAGCAACUGGUUCGAAACGGCCCACGCCCGCAUCGCCGACGGCCAGUCGGCCACCAUCCAAGAUGCCCCCUUCAUGGCCUUCGUCCAGGUCACCUUCGCCAAGAGAACAGCCUCGUGUGGCGGAGCCAUCAUCGACGGGAAACACAUCCUCACCGCAGCGCAUUGCUACUACGACUCCCAGGACAAUAACUCCCCGGCAACCUCGGUGACGGUCAGAGCUGGCUCGGCCAAACAGAGCCAAGCCACGGCGGUGGUGGAUGUGGACAAAUUCAACCCGCACCCCGGAUACAAACCCGGCGCCCGAACGAACGACGUCGCCGUGAUCCUCUUGAAGUCGAGCCUGACCUUCACCCCGACCCUCCAGCCCAUCUGCCUCCCUCGCCCGAGGAACAACAACUCCGACGUGAUCCCUGUGAGAGCCUGCGGCCCCGUCGUGUACGGGUGGGGAAGCGCCAGCGGGGCCUCGGACGACCUCCAGAAGACGAAUGCGACCAUCAGCCGUCCUCCGGGUGCGUGCCGCGCCAACGGGGAGACUAAUAUCUUCUGUGCCUCUGCCGCUCGAGGUUCCGUCUGCUCCGGAGACGCGGGCGGUCCCAUCGUGGUCAGAUAUGGAGGCACCGCGUUCGCCAUGGGAGUGGUCGGGGUCGUUCAGGGAUGCACGGCCGCCGCGUUCCCCUUCGCCAGGGUCGGGACGUACGCCGGCUGGAUCAAGAAAGUCGUCGGUGGCUGAGACGUCCGUCGAUGGGACGAAUGAGAUCGGGAUUCUCAAUAAAAAUCUCGUUUCUCGGAACA